AAACAUUAACACCUCCAUGUAUAAAUAGGAACAACCAUUAUCUAAUCUAAUAACACACUCAAACUCACACUCACACUCAUUCCAUAUCCCACCAUGCAUUGUAUACUCAUUCUUUCCAUCCUCAUUUCCUCCUACUUCUCACUUCCACUACUUGCAGAUGGCAGUUCCAUUGGAGUGAACUAUGGUCGCAUAGCAAACAACCUACCCUCAGCAUUCAAAGUAGUCAAGCUUCUAAAAUCACAAGGAAUCGACCGGGUCAAACUCUACGACACCGACCCGGCUGUUCUCAAAUCCUUAUCCGGAUCCGGAAUCAAAGUAACCGUAAACCUCCCAAACGAACAACUCUUUCACACAGCCAGAAAACUCUCCUACGCCCUCACAUGGCUCCAAAAAAACGUCGUCGUUUACCACCCCAAAACCCAAAUCGAAGCCAUCGCCGUCGGCAACGAAGUCUUCGUCGACACACACAACACCACCAAAUACCUCAUCCCCGCCAUGAAAAACAUUCACAAAGCUUUAGUCAAAUUCAACCUCCACAAUUCCAUUAAAAUCUCUUCACCAAUUGCUUUAUCCGCUCUCGGAUCCUCUUACCCAUCUUCAACCGGGUCAUUCAAACCCGAACUCAUAGAACCCGUUAUUAAACCAAUGUUAAACUUCCUCCGUGAAACGUCUUCGUAUUUGAUGGUCAACGUUUACCCCUUCUUCGCUUACGAGUCAAACGCUGACGUCAUUUCUUUAAACUACGCUCUAUUUCGUGAAAACCCGGGUAAUGUGGAUCCAGGUAACGGGUUAAAAUACUACAACAUCUUCGACGCACAAAUCGACGCUGUUUUUGCAGCGCUUAACGUGCUUCAAUACGACGACGUUAGAGUGGUUGUCAGUGAAACGGGUUGGCCUUCGAAAGGUGAUAGUAAUGAGGUGGGUGCAUCCCCACAGAACGCUGCUGCGUACAACGGUAAUCUUGUUAAGAAGAUUCUUAACAACGGUGGGACCCCUUUAAGACCGAAUGCGAAUCUGACCGUUUAUUUGUUUGCACUUUUUAAUGAGAAUGGGAAAGUGGGACUUACUUCGGAGAGGAAUUUUGGGAUGUUUUAUCCUGAUAUGAAGAAAGUUUAUGAUGUUCCGUUUACCGUGGCGGGGUUGAAGAGUUACCGUGACGUUCCGGCGCCGGGAAGUGGCUGAGCUGAACUGAGUGAUUUAUUCAUUGCUUUGUAAUUUUUAUUUUUUUUUGUUAGACAGUUUUAUGACGAUAAGUCCAUUAUUUGGGUGUGCAUUGUAUUGUAUCAAUUAAUUAUCUUGGGUGUAGGUUGAGGUUAUUAGAUUUAUUAACUUGGGCAAUUAAAUAUGUUUGUAAACUAAAUUUCAUUUUGAAGAUAUGUAUUGCGAUUAAAUUUUAUUGUCAUUAUUAA
Molecule: messenger RNA, 1409 nt
Organism: Medicago truncatula (barrel medic)
Lineage: Eukaryota; Viridiplantae; Streptophyta; Magnoliopsida; Fabales; Fabaceae
Product: glucan endo-1,3-beta-glucosidase 14
Exons: 2
Coding region: 94-1182 (362 amino acids)
Biological process (GO): carbohydrate metabolic process
Molecular function (GO): hydrolase activity, hydrolyzing O-glycosyl compounds
Source: RefSeq, a predicted model, not a curated record